AAACAAUUUAAGGAAAAACCAGGAGGUCCGGCCCUGUUAUUUCACAGGUCUUUACAAGCUUAUCCACGCGGGUCCCAGUGAGCAGAAUGGCCACAGACUGGUUGGGCAGCAUUGUGUCUAUAAAUUGUGGGGUUACGUUGGGGGUUUAUCAGGGAGAAGUGUCAUCUGUUGAUCACACCAGUCAGACCAUUUCACUGAGACAGCCCUGUCACAAUGGAGUCAAGUGUCCCGUUUCUGAGGUCACCUUAAGUGCCAUGGAUAUCAAGGAAUUGAAAUUCUUAGACAUCCAGGACACAGCAAAUAAGUGCACCUCUAGGCAGGGGUCUGCAACAGAACCCAGCUUAAUAUCAGCAGGACGCCAUGGCCAGGAUAACAGAUCAACUCACUCACAUGCAACAAAUGACAGCUCUCAUUCCAGCGCUGCUCCGAUCACCAUCCUACGAAGAGUUCCUGCAGGUUUAUCUAACAGCAGAGGGGCGAUGCAUGCCACACCAAGGAGGAACAUUGCGAGGAAUGGUGGCUUUGGAGGGCCAGUGAGGUCUAAGGAUGACGAGUGCUUUGGUGAAGGGACCGACGAAGACUUGGACACUGAUUUUGACUUUGAAGGAAACUUGGCUCUGUUCGACAAGGCCGCUGUUUUCUCUCAGAUAGAUGGGACCAGUGGGCACACGAACAAGGCACAGCAUCACAGCACGCAGACCGAGCAGAAGCCACAGUCCUAUCGCCACGAUGAGAAUAUACUGGAGGGGAAGCCUGUCAUAUACAGACAGAUAACUGUGCCUCAACAUGGGGGUAAAGAGUUCUGUACUGAUUCAGGUCUGGUGGUUCCCAGCGUUCCAUAUGAGUUUCAUAAGCGUCUUCUAGGAGCUGCAGAGCGCUGGGGCUUGUCUCUUGAGCGCAGGCUGGAGACGAUUGGUGUUUGCUCCGGUCAGAUGGCUCUCUCAUUGCUUGGUGGACCAAACAGGCUCAACCCCAAAAACAUCCACCAGAGGCCAACAGUGGUCAUUCUGUGUGGUCCCCACAUUCAGGGUGCCCAGGGCAUCAGCUGUGGUAGACACCUGGCUAACCAUGAAGUGGAGGUUAUCUUAUUUCUGCCCAACUUUGUCAAGAUGGAGGAGUCGGUCACCAGUGAGGUCAGCCUGUACAACAGGACCAAUGGUGUGCAGGUGUCCAGCGUCAAAGAUUUGCCUGUGAGUCCAAUUGAUCUGGUCAUCAACUGCCUGGACAGCCAUGAGAAUCCACUACUGAGAGAGCAGUCCUGGUACCAGUCCACUGCUGACUGGGCCAACAGAAACCGGGCACCAGUCCUAAGUAUUGAUCCUCCAGCCAACGGGCAGCCUCAGACUGUGGAGGCAAAGUGGACCCUGUCUGUAGGACUUCCACUGCCGUUAGCAGAGAGUCAGAGCAGACCCUACCUGUGUGACAUUGGCAUUCCCAAGCUGGUUUACCAAGAAGUUGGCAUCAGCUACCACUCACCUUUCGGAUGUAAAUUUGUCAUCCCUCUGCACCCGGCAUAGGGAUCAGAGGAAGGUGAAGCAUUGUUCAUAUGGUGGACCAUAUUUAUGACCAAAAACAAAACUUUGUUAAAGGUUUUCCACACAUUUGAGAGCAUCUUAUCAAGACUAAACUGUGCAUGAGCUGAGAUUUGUCCUCUCAGUGGUUGCCACUUGUUGCGUGCAGCCCCUCUUAUUUUUGAGAAGGAAAGGCUUCCUGUUCUUUGUCAUGUUUUGAUAAGGGUCCUGUGCUGAUGGGAAUAUGUUUACAAAAAUGCUGACCACUGAGUCUUUCUUUGACUUUUGACUCCUGUGGUCAGUCAAAGCAGCAGGAACACAGUUCCUGUUUCCUUCUUUUAGAUUGCGAGUGGAGACUGGUCCUGACCCUGAGACUUGGAGCACAGCUCAACCUGAAUCUGUCUACCAAUCCUCAACUACCAUUCAUCUUUCACUGUUGAUGUCUGUUACUCACUGAUGCUCCAAAUUUAUUGUAAUUUAUUCCUCUCAGAUAGGUGCUUUUUUGUCAAGUACUGUAUUAGUUGUAACAUUAGUAAAACGGUGAUUAUUAUGCAGAAUAUAUGUUUGUAUUUAUAUUUUAUGCAUCUCAGGAAUAAUCUAAAAAAUAACUUGUAUUAACAUUAAAUUGAUGGUAAUUUUUCAACCACUACCUGAAGAUAAAAAGAGCAGGCAGCUUUAUUUUCAAGGAUUGUGGCUGUUUUGAAGUAGAGAAACUGUAAAUAUGAAACAUUAUUCAUUUUGACACUUCCAGGGAAAUAAGCAACUCUUGAUCAGCAUUGAUGUUUUGUUAAAACUUUGGUAAAGCUUUACCACAACACAGAACAUAGCUGUGUGUUUACAUGGAAAAAUGAUGCAAGAAGAACAGAAAUUUGUCUAAUAAACUUCUGUUCGGGUCAUGCAGAAUGCAGUAUUUUCAGUAGAAAUGUGAGUCUGAUGAGCUGUUAGCUUUUACUCUAACAGACUCGCUACAUUUCUUUAGCUUUUUUGUACUUAUUUAAAGCGUCUAAAGACAUUAAAUUUGUACUAAUUUUUCUAUGUUGUGAAAAACGAGUGAUCAUUUUGGAUACGGUAGUGGCUUUUUUUUUGCCACAGGCAAUAAUAAUUAAUUGAGCAGUUUGUGUUGAAUAUUUGGUUGACAGCUAUUACUGCAAAUUCUUACCUUGAGAAAAGAAAUCUCCUCAAAAAUCCCUUCACUCAGGA
Molecule: messenger RNA, 2711 nt
Organism: Melanotaenia boesemani (Boeseman's rainbowfish)
Lineage: Eukaryota; Metazoa; Chordata; Actinopteri; Atheriniformes; Melanotaeniidae
Product: enhancer of mRNA-decapping protein 3-like
Exons: 7
Coding region: 87-1517 (476 amino acids)
Biological process (GO): P-body assembly; deadenylation-independent decapping of nuclear-transcribed mRNA
Cellular component (GO): P-body
Molecular function (GO): mRNA binding
Source: RefSeq, a predicted model, not a curated record